This is a messenger RNA of Exophiala spinifera, 1875 nucleotides long. RefSeq lists its product as uncharacterized. NCBI's taxonomy places the organism in Eukaryota, Fungi, Ascomycota, Eurotiomycetes, Chaetothyriales, Herpotrichiellaceae. The coding region runs from base 1 to 1875 and encodes 624 amino acids. The record is from RefSeq and is a predicted model, not a curated record. The transcript has 5 exons. Gene Ontology annotation, molecular function: NADP binding; flavin adenine dinucleotide binding; N,N-dimethylaniline monooxygenase activity.
AUGGCGCCCUUUCUCGACAUUACCGGACAAGUCACACCGCCAGUCACCGACGGCGAGGUACCAGCCGUGUAUAACCUGGACGCAAAGAACCUUCCCGAGUCCCUAUCCCAUUUCACGCUCGUCAAUGGGAAGCUGGGGGUUCGUGACGCUGCGAUCAAGGAGGAUUUUAGCGAACAUGCCAUUCCGCUCAACACCGACUUUGCCUACACCCCAAGGAAGCUCCGGGUCAUAACCAUUGGAGCUGGAUUCUCUGGCUUGCUGGUCGCACAUAAGUUCCAGCAUCGCUUUCCUGAGCUUCAGGACAUCAUCGAUCACAAGAUCUUUGAAGCACGAGCAGACGUUGGGGGGACCUGGCUUGUCAACACUUAUCCUGGCGUCCAAUGCGAUGUGCCUUCACAUAUUUAUGCCUUUCCUUUUGACCCCAAUCCAGACUGGGAGCGUUUUUACGCCAGUGGAGCUGCUAUUGAGGAAUAUAUCAAGCACACGGUCAAGAAGUGGAAUCUUGACCGUGAUCUUCAUCUCAAUACCAGGGUCAUUGCGGCUGAGUGGCAAGAAACUUCUGGCCAGUGGAAGGUGACUGUUGAGCACAAUGGCAGACAACGGGAUGAGUUUUGUGAAAUCCUCAUCUCGGGUCAGGGUGUCUUAGUGAACCCGGCGUGGCCCAAGAUCCCUGGUCUUUCCGACUUCAAAGGCCAUGUGACACAUUCGGCCGACUGGGACCAUAGCUUUGACUAUUCCAACAAACGCAUAGCGGUGAUUGGUAACGGCUCUUCGGGCAUCCAGAUUGUGCCUCAGAUGCAGAAACUCCCCGGCACCACCGUCAAGAACUUCAUCAGAGGCCCUGCCUGGGUGUACUACCGAGUGCCAGCUUCCAAGCACCUGGGCAGAGACACCGAUGACCUGAAUCCAGCAUAUACCGAAGAGGAGAAGAGACGGUAUCAGGAUCCCGAGCAGCAUCGACAAUAUCGCAAAGGAAUUAUUUCACGUACAAACAAGGCAUUCCGGCUGUUCAUCAAAGGAGAGCGCAACGAUGAAGUGAUGCGACUUGCCACAGCACAAAUGUCUGAGAAGCUGAACCAUGACCCCGUCUUGUGCGAGCAAUUAAUACCAAAAUGGGAGCUGGGCUGUCGCCGGGUCACACCUGGUCCUGGCUACCUCGAGUCGUUUAUGGAGCCCAACUGCUCACUGACAUCGAGUCCCAUUACCAGGAUUACCGAGAAGGGUGUUGUCACCGCAGACGGCGAGGAGUUUGAAUGCGAUGUCGUCGUGUGUGCGACAGGGUUCGACGUCUCCCACGUCCCGAAAUUCUCCAUGAUCGGCCAGAAUGGUGUCAAUCUCGCGGACAAAUGGGCCAAAGAGCCAGAGUCAUACCUCUCAGUCGCCACAGAUGGGUUCCCCAAUUAUUUCAUGAUGAUGGGUCCAAACUGCCUAGGAGGUCACGGCUCGCUGGUUGAGUCUCUGAACUGGACCGGCGACUACUUUGUCAAGAUGAUCAAGAAGAUCGCCACUGAAGACAUCAAGUAUGUCGCACCCAAAGCGUCAGCGGUGGAUGCAUUUGUGAAGUACGGCGACGAGAUCCACAAAACGCUGGUGUGGACUGGAUCUUGUAGUAGCUGGUACAAGAGAGGCAGAGUGAAUGGCCGAGUCACCGCCUUGUUUGGUGGAAGCGCAGUGCUUUUUCAUCGCUUGAUCAGCGAAAUUCGUGCCGAAGACUAUGAGAUUGCCUACAACAGUCCCAACCCCUUUCGAUUCAUGGGAAAUGGCUUUACGGAAUGGGAGAUGCAGGAGGAUAGCGAUCUUUCUUGGUACGUCGAGAUUCCGGAUCCGCUACCAGAGGCACGAACACGGACACAGGCACAGGCAAAGGCAGCGUAA